AUGACAUACGAAACCAUCAGCAGAUCAUGUGUUCUGUUCAUAAAGAAAGUCAUCAAAACAUGAUGUGUGAAAGCUGCUUAAAGCUUAUCUGCCAGGAUUGUGCCCUGGAGGCUCAUGUUGAUCACGAAGUAUCUUCAGUGGAAGCUGUACUUCCCAAGUACAAAAAAGCAGUUGAUGAGCUUUACCCAAGCACUGGAGACCCAGAUACCAGCAAUACAGGACUAUGUUACCUUCCUGGACACACAGGAGACAAAUAUACACAACAAGCACAAGGAAAUUAGUGAAGUGAUCACAAAGCAAGCAAAUCUAUUACAUAAACUGAUUGAUCAACAAAGACAGCAGCUGUUAGAUAAGCUGAAUGCAGCAUGCCAGGGAGAGGUGAGAAAACUGCAAGCAAAAUGCAAUGAUCUCAAAGCUGCAGAAAUAUCAAUACAACAAAAUACAAACUUGCUUGUUUUCCUACAAAGAUUUGGGACACCACAAGAAACUAUUCUAAUGUACAAGCCAAUUGCUGAAAGACUCAACCAAUUGAGACACAUGAAGCCUGAUCGUUUGAGUCACAGGCUCAUGACUCAGUUCACAUUACGGUCAUCAACAGAGAUGAAUGCACAAAUAAUGUUUGGCCAUCUCGAUAUCAGCAGUGUUCCAUUUGAUCAAGAUGAUUCCCAACAACCACACCUGGCAGCUUCCAGUGUGAUGCCCCAUAUCCUACAAACUCCUCAACUAAUGGCUAUGUUUGAUGCGAAACUAGAUACUGACUCAGUUGAUGCUUGGCCGACUGGCAUAUGUGUGACUCAAGAGGGGUUUGUUAUUGUGGAUAGGGACAACAGAAAAGUGAAAAUAUUUGACAAAGAUGGCAAGCUUAAAAGACAAUUCUCAGGCAAAGGUGAUCAUGUACUAGGUAGCCCAUUUGAUGUCAUAGUUCUUCCAAACAACAACAUUGCUGUAACUGACUACAAGGAUGAAGAUGUCAAGAUAUACGACCAAUUAGGAAACUGUGUGACCGCAAUCACUGGUCACUGUCGGCAUCCUCGAGGAAUAACCACAAACAAGAAUGGACAAAUCAUUGUGGUUGACUGUCAUUUACGUCAAAUUAUGACUUUUCAUCAAUCAAGUGGGGAACUUCUAUCAACAAUUAGGGCUAUGGAUAACAGUGGUGGUCAGCUUUUGACAGACCCAUAUUACAUCACGGUAACUGAUAUUGGUGACCUGGUGGUGACAGAUCAAGCUACUCCUAACUUGAAAAUACUGAAUUCCAAGGGAGAAUUCCUGUCUCAGUAUGGAACAUACGGCACACACCAGAACCAAAUAUUGCAGCCAUAUGGUGUUUGCAUUGACAGCCAUGGAUAUAUCUUUGUUGCUGACCACCAAAACAGCAGAAUACAUCUCUUGCUCCCUGAUGGUAGAUUCUUGAAGUUCCUCCUCACCAAACAAGACAAAAUAUGGCAUCCAGUGGCCAUAGAUUGUGACAGUAAUGGUCACCUUGUUGUAGCAGAAGCUCUUGGAAAAAUCAAAAUAUUUAAAUAUAUUUGAUCACAUUGUUAGGAUGUUAAUGGAAUCCACAAGACUUUGUAACCAUCUUAAUACUUUCUGGAAUAUCACCUUCCAGAAGGGUACAAAAGGCAAACCAAAAGAAAUAGCAAACAACAGAUGAGAUGUGUUGCAGUAUAU
Messenger RNA from Haliotis rubra (blacklip abalone), 1671 nucleotides. Its product is annotated as tripartite motif-containing protein 2-like. NCBI's taxonomy places the organism in Eukaryota, Metazoa, Mollusca, Gastropoda, Lepetellida, Haliotidae. Gene Ontology annotation, molecular function: translation repressor activity; protein binding; ubiquitin protein ligase activity. Gene Ontology annotation, biological process: negative regulation of translation; protein polyubiquitination; proteasome-mediated ubiquitin-dependent protein catabolic process. Bases 115 to 1533 code for a protein of 472 amino acids. The transcript has a single exon. The record is from RefSeq and is a predicted model, not a curated record.